AUGUCCUCUUUCACUCAGAUUUGUCGAUUGAGUAAUUUCUUUGUAGGAAAUUAUAAAUGUAUUCUAACUGGAAGAACAAAUUGGUUGACCCCGGUCCAAGCAUGCAACUAUACGAGGAAAUCGGCAGAGGAAAAGUUGGGGUUAGAAAAGCCCAAACGGCCUCUGACCCCAUUCUUCAAGUUCAUGACACAGAUGAGACCGGCAUUGCUAGCUAAAAACCCAGGGAUUUCUUCUAAAGAAGCUAUUUCGUGGACAUCUAAACACUGGCAGCAAUUGGACCUAGAGACAAAAAAUCAAAUGGCUAAGGAAUAUGAAAAAGACCUAGAGGACUAUAAGAAAAUCAAAGCAAUGUAUGAUUCUUCGCUCACAGAUAAACAAAAAGAAGACAUAAAAAGGCUGAAGGAAGAAAUGGCUGUGGCUAGGGAAAAAAGAAAACUAAAAGCUGAAUAUAAAGAGCUUGGACGUCCAAAGAAACCAAUGUCAUCCUAUUUCUUAUACAUUCAAUCUAGAAAAGACGGUUUCAAAGGCAAAGAUUUAAAACAAUACCAAGAGGAAGCCAAGAAGGAUUGGUUGAAAUUGAGUGAUGCUGAUAAAGCUAAAUUUGACAAACAGGCUACUGAACUGAUGGCUAAGUACAAGAAAGAUUUAGAAGCAUGGGAAAUUAAAAUGAUUUCAAUGGGUCGCGCCGACUUGGUCCGUAGCAAGCCUUUACGAGAGAAGAAGCCAAAGGCUGAGGCAAAAAAACAAUAG
Spodoptera littoralis (African cotton leafworm) is the source of this 750-nucleotide messenger RNA. Lineage: Eukaryota; Metazoa; Arthropoda; Insecta; Lepidoptera; Noctuidae. The record is from the annotation of a GenBank genome assembly.